GCCUUCCAAGCCGGUACAUCUCGGUAUCUGGACUGUCCUUACAGAGUAUUCCAAGAUGGAACAAGUCUACCUCGAAGACCCUAGCGUCUUGCAGGACCAUCACCACCAUCAACACGCUCACAAUCACCACCACCACCAACAACAACACCAGCACCACGAACUCGUCGAUCCUACUCUAGGCGGCGUCCACCUAGACCCCGAGACUGGGGCUCAUAAUGCUUAUACUAUCGAACAUGAACACGAUCCCUUGGGUGUAGUAGACGAUCAGGAUCAUACGGGAGGCGUUCCCGAUCUGGGUCUACACGCGGUCGAGCAUUCGGGAGGGCACGAGCAAGGGCUCCAGGACCACCUGCAGCAACACCACCAGCAACAGCAGGAACAAGACCAUCAACAACAACAUCUUCAGCAUGACCAGGACGCUUAUGAACAACAGCACCAUCAUCAGAUGCAUGAACAACAUCAUGUGCAUCAGUCGCUCCAUAAUCACCAGCAGCACAAUCAGCAUUUGGAGAUGGACCCGAACCAGACCGGUCACUCUCACGCCCACGCGACUUCGAGCUACCACGACCAUUUGGCAGGUUUACACGAGAUCGGGGUCGAGCUCGGACAUGCGGAGAGUUCGAAUCUCAACAUGAACGGGGAUGGGGGCAUGACGAUGGGGAUGGGGAUGGAGGGUCAAGGCGAAGUUGAGGGAGAGGGGGAGAAGCCGAGGGUCUCGCAUAAUCGGAAUCCGGGUGGGAAGAAUCAGUAUGGGAAUCCAGUGGAUACCGACAAAUUGAGGGAUAUUCUGAGGCAAUACUUCAAUGUCGAAUGUAUCACCGAGUGGAAGACGAUCAUGUCGCGGUUAGAUGCCGAGCACGGGAUCAGGAUCAAACGAGCCACCUUGGGAAGAUAUCUCCGUCAAUUCAACAUCGGCGGUUCACGCCGGCACAACUAUUCCAAAGAUUCGGCCAUGCCGCUCGUGGUCAACCAUAUCCGGGAGAAUGACCCGGAGUGUAAAGAUUCGCCCACAAAGGUGAUGAAGGAUCUGGGUAGGAAGGGGAUACAUGUGAAACGGUAAGUUUUUGGUGUUUUCGGGGUUUAGCAUGCUCAAGGGAGACAGACGACUCAUUGUCAGG
Messenger RNA from Filobasidium floriforme, 1118 nucleotides. RefSeq lists its product as uncharacterized. The transcript has 3 exons. The coding region runs from base 56 to 1060 and encodes 334 amino acids. NCBI's taxonomy places the organism in Eukaryota, Fungi, Basidiomycota, Tremellomycetes, Filobasidiales, Filobasidiaceae. The record is from RefSeq and is a predicted model, not a curated record.